UUUUUUAAUUCUCAUAAAAAAAUAUAAGAAAGUAUUAAUACUCAAAACGUUCGUAGCUCAAUUUUGUUAAUAAUUUAAUUAUUUAGGACUGGUUUCAGUGAAUUUUAUUAGUGAAAAUGUUAAAAGUUGUGUUAUUUACGAGUGUUUCCUUGUUUAUGGUUUCUUGUCCGUCUAUGGCGUAUGAGCAGGACAAGAAAGGAGAUUACGGAUUUCCGGCCGGAUUGAUGUCAAUAUGUCCUGGCUCCACCAAACCAGCUCUGAUCCCCAAGGGUCAGCUGAAGUACUUGUCCUUCGUGGUCCAGGGCAACGGACGAACCAGACAGAAGUACAACUUUUGGAACGCCAGGGGUAUCGCCAAGGAUCCUAGAGUCAAUUUUGAUAGGAGGACGCUGAUAGUGGCUAUAGGCUACCUCGACAGCCCCAACCUGCCCAUAUCAGCGAUGUUCGCCAAUGAAUACGAGGACAGGGGAUACAACGUCAUUCUGGUGGACAACCAGAGAUUUGCUACUGUCCACUAUCAUUUAGCAACACGACUCAUGAGACCUGUAGGCAAGCACGUAGCUGAAAUUCUAGUCCAACUCAUGGAGUACGGACUAGACCCAAGCAAACUGGAACUCCUAGGUUUCAGCCUAGGCUGCCACACCGCCAGCUUCGUAGCCAAACACUUCCAAACCAUGACAGGUCGAAAUAUAUCCACCAUCUCAGCCUUAGAACCAUCUGGUCCUUGCUUUCGGAACUUGGGACCAAAACACAGGCUUGAUGCUGGCGAUGCAGAUUUUGUCCAAGUAAUUCACACAAAUAUCGAUGGCUAUGGCAUGGCCACUCCUAUGGGACAUGUCGACAUCUACGUGAACGGGGGAGAGUAUCAGCCGUCGGAUAUCAGCCUGUACCCAUGUACUACAACUUGCAGCCACUUCAGAGUUCUCCCCUUAUGGGUCUCGGCUUUAAAGAACCCUAAGAAGUUUGUAGCUAUAAAGUGUAGAGAUAUACAGCAAGCUAGAGACUCUGAUUGUUAUGGCAAUUCUCCUAUGGAACCUAUUUUUAUGGGAAUAGGUAUAGAUAAGACUGAAAGAGGUAUAUACUAUCUAGCUACCUCUAUGGAAUAUCCUUUCUUUUUAGGGGCAAAAGGAUUGAAGGAAGAAUAUGUUUACUGGAAGAGACUAACUAAUAUUAAUAAUGGACAUGAAAUAGAAAUCUACACGUAAAAUAAUAACACAAAUUGAAUUAGUAAUUUUGAGUAAAAAAAACAUCCUUUUGAAGGAAAAUAAAGUUUGUUAUUUUUCGUGAAUAUUUCAAACAAUGCGAUGGCUACAUUGGACUAAAAUAUUCCGGCUUAUUAUGAUCCCACUGGGAUUUAGGGAACCCCAACAAAAACCGAACGGACUCCAAGUAAAACUGAUUAUGUACUAUUGCACUAUCGUAUUGGGGUCGGAUCCAUGUUGCGAAAUAAUAAAUGGUAUUGGAUUAUGGGGGUCUUAGAAUGAGGAAAGGAUGCAAUGCUCAAAUAUUCUGACCCUGUCCCUAUAUUAUAUACCUAGAUGUCGCUGUAGUCUCACAUGGCAUAAUAGUAGUCUGUAUAGAAAAACGAAAUAAAAUAUAGGGUCUUCUUCUCUAUAUUUUAUUUCGUUUCUUUCAAUUUUUUUCAUGCCUACAUUAACUCAUCAUCGAGUUUGAUUGUUUUUUGUAAACGUAACCACAAGUUAAGGUGUACUGUUUAGAGACAGAAGAACAAAAUAACGCUGGGGAAGCCAUUCACA
Molecule: messenger RNA, 1757 nt
Organism: Helicoverpa zea (corn earworm)
Lineage: Eukaryota; Metazoa; Arthropoda; Insecta; Lepidoptera; Noctuidae
Product: lipase member H-A-like
Exons: 4
Coding region: 117-1205 (362 amino acids)
Molecular function (GO): lipase activity
Source: RefSeq, a predicted model, not a curated record